Messenger RNA from Sebastes umbrosus (honeycomb rockfish), 1045 nucleotides. Its product is annotated as beta-crystallin A1-like. Gene Ontology annotation, biological process: lens development in camera-type eye; visual perception. NCBI's taxonomy places the organism in Eukaryota, Metazoa, Chordata, Actinopteri, Perciformes, Sebastidae. The transcript has 6 exons. The coding region runs from base 155 to 781 and encodes 208 amino acids. The record is from RefSeq and is a predicted model, not a curated record. Gene Ontology annotation, molecular function: structural constituent of eye lens.
GGGACAACACGCGCACACGCGCGCGAGCAUGAGGUCCCCCCGCGUGGACGCCGGUAUAAAACAGAAGCGCCAGGUUCACACAAAAGUCUCCACGUGAAGAGGAUUUGGUGAGCGAGUAGAGGAGAGGAGAGCGGAGAGCGGAGAGCAUCCAGAAAUGAAUCGAUUUACUAGAAACCACAUGACCUCCCCCAUGUACUUCCCCAGCAUGGGUACAGCCCCUUUCUUUAAGGUGACUGUGUUUGAGCGGGAGUACUUCCAGGGCAAGUGUCUGGAGUUCACCAACGAGUGCUGCAACAUCUAUGACUGCGGCCUGGACAACAUCCGCUCCAUCCGAGUGGAGAGUGGAGCUUGGGUGGGAUUCGAGCACCAUGACUUCCAGGGCCAGCAGUUCAUCCUGGAGAGGGGAGAGUACCCCAACUGGGACGCCCACAGCGGCUCCCUGUCCUACCACAACGAGUUCUUCAUGUCCUUUCGCCCCAUCUACUGUGCCUCUCACCAGAGCAGCCGUAUGAUGAUCUUUGAGAAGGAGAACUUCAUGGGCCGCAACACUGAGCUGUGCGACGACUACCCCUCCCUGCAGGCCAUGGGCUGGUUCAAGCCCGAGGUGGGCUCCAUGCACGUGCAGUGUGGAGCCUUCGUGUGCUAUGAGUACCCUGGCUACAGAGGCCAGCAGUACAUCAUGGAGUGCGAGAGACACAGCGGAGACUACCAGCACUGGAGGAACUGGGGCUCCCACUGUCAGACUCCAAAGAUCCAGUCCAUCAGACGCAUCAGGCACUGAGAAGGAACGGAUCAGGACAGGCAACAGUUAACGGCUCAGGCUAACACCUGGACGCUGUACUUUAGGGGUUCCUGCCUGUGGGCCGAAAGCCUGAACUUAAGCUUUGGUUCAGAGUUUAAGGCUUCAUUUGUCAGGACCGCAACACUACAACACAAUCCAUCAAUGACGUAGCAGCUACCUCUUUAUCCCAGCUCAUAUUCAUAUUUCUGUUAAUACUCAUUUUGUUUUAGUACAAGUGAAAUAAAGCUCAGAUUGAGAACAUGA